Strongylus vulgaris is the source of this 621-nucleotide messenger RNA. The record is from the annotation of a GenBank genome assembly. NCBI's taxonomy places the organism in Eukaryota, Metazoa, Nematoda, Chromadorea, Rhabditida, Strongylidae.
AUGGCUGCAGGACAAAAUCUGGAUGUUUCAAAAAAACUUAAGGCUGCCAUAAAAGCAAAGCUGGAGGAGCUAGGAGUUUACGUGGAUGAUGAGCUUCCAGAAUAUAUCAUGGUCAUGAUUGCGAAUAAGAAGGAGAAGAAUCAAAUGAAAGAUGAUCUGAAUUUAUUUUUGGGGAAAUGUACGAGUAAAUUUGUGGAUUGGUUAUUCGAUUUAUUUGAACGGCUUCAGUCAGCUGGCAACAAACCUGAUAGUCACACUUGUGCAGAAAAGUCCAGCAAGGAUGUUCAAAAAGAGCCGGCGAAAGAAAAAGAGCGUAGAAAAGAUACUGAUGCUUCUACGUCGAGAAAAGAAGAUAGGAAAGAAAGUCGAACUGUUUCAUAUCCCACAAUUCUAGAAAGCCGAACUCAUGAGUCCUCGUCGCAUCGUCAAAUUGAAGUGGAAUCCAGAAAGCGAGAUGUUGAAAAGGAACGGGAACGCGAAAGGGAUCGGGAAAAGGAAAAGGAAAGAGAAAGACAAGAAAAGGAAAGAGAAAGGCAACGGCAAGCUGAGAAAGCAAAGGAAAAAGAACGCGAAGAACGUAUGAGAGAAACUGAACGUCAACAAAAAGCUCGUGAACAGGAA